AUGGCCAGAACUUUUUUCGUCGGUGGUAACUUCAAGCUAAACGGUACCAAACAAUCCAUCAAGGAAAUCGUUGAGAGAUUGAACACCGCUUCUCUACCUCAAGACGUUGAAGUCGUUCUAUGUCCACCAGCCCCAUACUUGGACUACGCUACCUCUUUGGUUUCCAAGCCUCAGGUCACCAUUGGUGCCCAGAACGCCUACUUGAAGGCUUCCGGUGCCUUCACUGGUGAAAACUCUGUUGAACAGAUCAAGGACGUUGGUGCCAAGUGGGUCAUCUUGGGUCACUCCGAGAGAAGAACCAUCUUCGGCGAAGACGACAAAUUGAUCGCUGAAAAGUCCAAAUUCGCCUUGGACCAAGGUUUGGGCGUCAUCUACUGUAUCGGUGAGACUUUGGAAGAAAAGAAGGCCGGUAACACCCUAAAGGUCGUCGAGACCCAAUUAGACGCCGCUUUCGCUCAAAUCAAAGACUGGACCAACGUCGUCAUUGCCUACGAGCCUGUGUGGGCCAUCGGUACCGGUUUGGCUGCCACCCCAGAGGAUGCUCAGGAAAUCCACGCUCACAUCAGAGAAUACUUGGCCAAGAAGGUCGGCUCUGACGUUGCUGAGAAGACCAGAAUCUUGUACGGUGGUUCCGCAAACGGUUCGAACGCUGUCACCUUCAAGGACAAGAAGGACGUUGACGGUUUCCUAGUUGGUGGUGCUUCUUUGAAGCCAGAGUUUGUCGACAUCGUCAACUCCAGAAACUAA
Lachancea sp. 'fantastica' is the source of this 747-nucleotide messenger RNA. Lineage: Eukaryota; Fungi; Ascomycota; Saccharomycetes; Saccharomycetales; Saccharomycetaceae. The record is from the annotation of a GenBank genome assembly.